This is a messenger RNA of Danio aesculapii, 2809 nucleotides long. Its product is annotated as transforming growth factor-beta receptor-associated protein 1. The coding region runs from base 37 to 2550 and encodes 837 amino acids. Gene Ontology annotation, biological process: vesicle-mediated transport; endosomal vesicle fusion; autophagy. The record is from RefSeq and is a predicted model, not a curated record. Gene Ontology annotation, cellular component: cytoplasm; membrane. The transcript is spliced from 11 exons. Lineage: Eukaryota; Metazoa; Chordata; Actinopteri; Cypriniformes; Danionidae.
CAUCCGAGAACUACUGUAAAUAAACAGUAAAUAACCAUGCAGGUCUUUACUCCAGCGUUAGUCUUUCAAAAAACGCCCUCAGGUAAAGGCAGAGACAAAUUCAGCAUUCAGUGUCUGGAGUGUUUCGGUAAAAACCUCUACAUCGGGACCAAAGAGGGAGCCGUCGAGUACCUCACUGUAAACAACCCAAGCUCUCAACAAAGCCUUACAGUUCGGGAGGUGGGAAAGAGGCAGAUGGGUCGAAGCGGUGCAAUCAUCAAAUUAACGGCCAUCCCAGUUCUCAAUCAUCUCCUGGUUCUUUGGGACGGUUCGAUAACGGUGCUAAACAUGUUCUCCCUUGAAGCCCUCCCAGCUCUGAAAAAAAUCCCCAACGUGUUGCACUUUGCUGUCAGUGAGUCAGGGCUUCAGACAGAUUCAGCAGAGCUCAUCGUGGCCUCGAGCAGGAAGAAAACAGUGAGCGUUUAUAAGGUGUGUGUGGACAGAUGGGAGUGUGUGAAACAGGUGGUUCUGCCGCAGGAACCUGUGCUUCUGGCUGCGCUCGGCACGUGUCUGUGUGUGGCCACUUGUGACAGAUAUUUCCUCCAUGAUCAUCAGAGCCAAAACACCACUGAUCUUUUCCUACAUAACCUGGGGAAACAAAAUAUCAUCGCUAACAAAUGUGGAAAAGGAGAGUUCGUUCUGAAUGGGCCUGGAUGUUUGGGCAUGUUUGUGAUGAUGAAUGGCACCUCCCAGCAUCCUCCAGUGCAGUGGCCUGAUGGAGUGAUGGACGUGGCUGUUCAUUUCCCAUAUGUGCUCGCACUACAAAAUCAAUCCGUUCACAUCUACAGCAUUCUGGACCAGCAGCUGAAGCAAACUGUGCCUGUUCACAAUGCCAGAUCUCUCGUCCCGACAGAAGAAAGUGUUUUUAUUGUUGCUGACAAAGAGAUUCAGCGGCUGUCACCAGUUCCUCUUGAAGAUCAGAUUCAUGAGCUGGUUAACAGACAGAGAGUUGAAGAAGCUCUGACGCUGUUGGAAAGAGUUCAACAUCUCCUGCCAAGGGACUCCUACAAGGAUCUACACAAAAAUCUGAUUUGCACAUCUGGAAUGAUAAAGUUCUACAGAGAGGCUUUUGUGGAAGCAAAAGAGCUUUUUAUUAAAGGUGAUUUGGAUCCAAGGGAAAUCAUUAGCCUUUAUCCUGCAAUGCCUGUUCUGAGUGAAGAUUUCACUCCUCAGACAACAUCAGUCAGCAACGCCAAAGACCUGUGGACGUUAAGCCGAAACGACUGGCCGACAUUUCAACAAUACCUCAGCUUUUUGGAAGACUUCUUGAGAGAAGUGAAGCCAACAGCACAGGGCCAAACGUGUCUUCAGGACAUCGACUCAGCACUUUUUAAGCUUUAUCUGGAAAAAGGGGAAAAUGAAAAAUUGGACCAGCUUGUCUCGACACAGAAUAACUGCAAUCUCCAAAUGUGUGUGGCUGAUUUGGAGCAGCACAAAAGGUUUUUCACACUUGGAUUGCUCUAUCAAAGCCAAGGCCAGCAUUUUAAUGCAAUUCAGACCUGGAUUACAAUUGUGGAGGAUGAAAGCAAAGACCCUUCAAAUGCCAAUGUAUUCCAGCACAUAGUCAAAACACUGUCAAAUCUGCAGCAUAAACAAAUCAUCUGGAAAUUUGUGGACUGGGUUAUUCAGAGAGACCAAGAGGCUGGAAUACAGAUCUUCACAAAGACAAAUGCAGGCAGCCACACUACUUUUGCACCAGAAGAAGUUUUUACCAUUCUCAACAGCUACCCAGUUGCUCUGACCCUGUACUUGGAAUAUUUAGUCAAUGAAUCACACAGCAAGGAGGAAAAGCAUCAUACUAUGCUCAUCACAUCAUAUAUCAAACGAAUACUGCAGUCACUUGCGGAUGACCACAACAAUGAAUCAAACACAGAGGAGAUGAGACAUAAACUACAGCAGUUACUGUGGCAGUCCUCUUUCUACAAUGCUGAUAAGAUAUAUGACCAAAUAGCAUCCUCAUCUCUUCAUGUGGAGCAGGCAAUUUUGCUUGGAAAGUCUGGUAAACACAAAAAGGCCCUGCAGGUUUUGGUCUAUGAGGAGAAAGAUCAGCAGGCUGCUGAAUGCUUCUGUUGGAGGACCUCUGCUGGACGAGACAAGAAGUUCACGCAGACCAUAUUUCUCACUCUACUACAAAUCUACCUUAAGUCCAGCCAUCACGUCAACGCAGCAGUGGACCUGCUGAACAAAAACCCAGAGUCUUUUGAUUUAUCCAUCGUGUUAACGGUGCUUCCGGAGUCCUGGUCUCUAAAAGUGGUCCUGCGGUUCCUGUGUGAAUCACUGAGAGGAACGGUGCAUGACAAAAGAAUGAGAGGUCUGGAGAUGAGCCUAGCCAAAGUGGAAACUCUACGACACAGACAUGCAUUGAUGGCAGCAACACAUGAAAAAAUCCAAGUUGACAGAGGAUGUGUUUGCCAUUCAUGCCAGAAACGUCUUACAGGAGCCGAGUUCCUGCGCAGGCCGACAGGAGAGCUGACACACAUAACCUGUCAUAAUGGUGAAAGCAGCCACUGAACACCAGAGACACUAUUAUUCACACCUGUUCACAUUUACUCCGCUGCUGUUUACAAUAAAGACAGUAAUUACGUGGACAGUUAGGGCAAUUACUAUGACAAAUUGCUGAGAGUAUGUGACACAUGCUAAGCUGAGCCACAAACACCAGAAGGAAACCCACAACAACUGCACACACAGAUGCUGACAGUACACUUAUCCACAUAUAGCUGCGAUGAUACUGCACAUGUUACUCUGUAUGUUAGAGAGAUGACAAAAUCCA